AGUAUUAAUUAUGCUUAACUUGUGUCAAUAAACUUCUUGACUGGAAGUUAUUCAUUAUUUAUACAUAAACAAUUUUUGCCUAUUUUUCAGAGGACUGGAUUCCUCUGUGAUUUCCUAUACACAGAGUCAGGUGAAUGGAAUGGUGCUAGCUGUCAGGGAGUUUGCUGUGGAGACAUCUCAACUGACCAAAAAGACACUGUUUACCGAGGCCAAGUCCGAGGAGAAGGGAAGAAAGAGGAGAAGGGCAGGAUCACGGGGUCAACAAGCAAGGUCACAGGGUCAUGGUGAUACAGAGUGUGUGACACAUCCUGACAAUUUCUUCCAAAAUUAUUUUGAAGUGUUUGGAAGGAUGUUUUCCUUAAAAAAAGGUGAAAUACCCCAGAGAUCGUUUACCUUCCGAGACCAAUCCGUGAGAAACAGUCCAGAUCUGGCGUAUCAUUUCUUCUCUAAAGGGAAGUCAAUGGAAGAACUCUUUUUCCUGGUGAAGAUAAAGGAAUCUUCAGUUAAUCAGGGAGCAGUAGAUAUUGAAGAACAAGUUGGCACCAGAGAGUUAGCGCGAGUUGGAGCAGAGCUGCUGGGCCAGUCCAUGUGUUGUGUGUUUUAUCCCUGUUCACUGGGGAUACUGUGUAUGGAAACUAAAUUAAUCUUUGUUUACCUGAAAAUCUCGCUGAAGCAUUCCAUCUCCAUAUGUAAGGGAGAGAGGGGAACGUCAGGUAACCUGGGGAAAAUCUUGUACACCGAGGCGUUUGACAUUCUGAAAGCCGAGGACAGAUUAAAAAUGGCGGACUUCUUGUUCUGGUUAGGGUGUGUACAGGAUUAUGCGAAAUAUAAUUUUUUCUGACCAUGUACAUAGAUAAUCAGUAAUUGUAGGAGGUUGUCAGUGAAUUGUACAAUACAAAUAAUUGUCUUAGUUUGUCAGAUCACUGCACAUUAACAGUCUUUUUUCAAAAUUUGUCAGUAAACACCAUUAAUUUUAUAUGUUAACAUAGGUAAUUUCAAUGACUGUAAUAGUUCUAAAAUGCAGUGUUUUAUCAUUAAUUAUCUUGAUUGAUAAAAAAGAAAACUUGUCUAGGUUUGUCAGUUUAAAAUAGUUUUUUUAUCAGUUAUUGGUAAUUGCCUAAGUUUGUAUACUAUCAGUAAUUGAAAUUUUUUGAGAAUUUAAUAAUAAAAAGUUGUCUAAUAUAAAGUUUGUCUAGGCUUGUAAUUUUAAAAAAAAAGUUUUAUCAGUAUUCAGUGUUUGUCUUAGUGUUAACAUAACAGUUAUUGAUAUUUUUGGAGAAUGUAGAAAAAAAGUUGUCUAAAAGAUUUGGUAUAAAUGCAAUGUUUUAUAAAUUGAAUUUUACAUGAUCAAACAGGAUUUUAGGCUUUUUCUAGAAGAAAACUUUGCCUUUUCCUGAGGUAGGAAUUGUUUGAUUUGAUACAUUAAAGAAACAAGCAUGUAAUUCAACAGGUUUACUAGAUUAUUCAUAUUUUGAUUAUACACCCAAAGCUAAUUUUUACAGAAAAGUUGUCAGUUUUAAUGUGUUUAGUUUAUGUGUAUAGUUUAAUUACAUUCUCAUUUUCACUAAGGACUACAGUUUAUUCUUGCAUCAUAUGUUACACAUUUUAUGUUUCAAAGCACAUAAACCCAUGUGUUCUAUUGCAUGUAGACCUGAGUAUUGAUGUAUUUUUUUAUGAUUGAAUUUAAUAUGAUUGAAUUGAGAUUAAAUGUUUGUGGAUGAUGAUAGAAUUGU
Saccostrea cuccullata (small rock oyster) is the source of this 1733-nucleotide messenger RNA. RefSeq lists its product as uncharacterized. The record is from RefSeq and is a predicted model, not a curated record. Lineage: Eukaryota; Metazoa; Mollusca; Bivalvia; Ostreida; Ostreidae. The transcript is spliced from 4 exons. Bases 140 to 841 code for a protein of 233 amino acids.